Messenger RNA from Lactuca saligna, 1387 nucleotides. Lineage: Eukaryota; Viridiplantae; Streptophyta; Magnoliopsida; Asterales; Asteraceae. The record is from the annotation of a GenBank genome assembly.
CCUCUUGAAUGGUACUGUAAUACUGUUGUAUUGUCUCCCUCGCAUAAAACAGAGAAGAUUUUGACUCUCGAAUCUCGAUUCAAUUAAAUCCGAAUCAUACGCCAUUGCCAUAUAACGUAAGGUACGCACAAAUAUUCUCCAAUUCUUUAUCAUCUUCACCGUCGAUUCGAUUUGAAUUAAAAAGCUUCAUCCUUUCACAAUGUUGUUCUCUUCUAAGAUCACCAUAUAAACCAAGAGCUGCAUCCACAUAAACACAAAAAUGGAAUCUUCAUCUUCCCAAACAAAUGGACUAAAACACUACCCUUUAACCCCUCUAAGACUCUUACGUGGUGUAGCAUGUUUAAUCGUUUACCUUUCAACAGCCUUCAUGUUUUUAGUCUAUUUUACCCCUCCAUUUGCAGCUUUCCUACGCCUAUUCAGCAUACACUACAGCAGAAAAGCAUCAUCCUUUCUUUUUGGGCUGUGGUUAGCUUUAUGGCCUUUUUUAUUUGAAAAGAUUAACAAAACAAAAGUGAUAUUUUCUGGAGAAAGGGUCCCAGAAAAAGAACGUGUUCUUGUUAUUGCAAAUCAUAGAACAGAAGUUGAUUGGAUGUAUCUUUGGGAUCUUGCAUUGAGAAAAGGGUGUCUUGGAUGCAUUCGAUAUGUGCUUAAAAGAAGCUUGAUGAAGUUGCCUAUUUUUGGUUGGGGGUUUCAUGUUUUUGAGUUUAUUUCAGUUGAAAGAAAGUGGGAAGUUGAUGAAAGUAUUAUGCAUAAAAUGCUUUCGACUUUUACUGAUCCUUUGGACCCGUUGUGGCUUGCGGUUUUUCCAGAAGGAACUGAUUUUACGGAACAAAAGUCAAUAAACGGUCAACGUUUUGCUGUUGAAAAUGGAUUACCAGUACUCAAGAAUGUAUUGCUUCCCAAAACCAGAGGCUUUCAUGCUUGUGUGGAAAUUUUAAGGGGAUCUCUAGAUGCAGUAUACGACGUGACAAUUGCGUACAAGAACCGGUGCCCGACUUUCACAGACAACGUAUUCGGAGUCGAGCCAUCCGAAGUCCACCUUCACGUCCGUCGAAUCCCUUUAGACCAAAUCCCAUCUUCAGAAACCGAAUGCAACACUUGGCUUUUAAACACAUUUCAACUCAAAGACCAAUUACUUUCGGAUUUCAUAUCCCAAGGCCAUUUUCCUAAUGAAGGAACCGAAGGAGAACUUUCUACACUAAAGUGCCUUAUUAAUUGCUUAAUAGUCUUAGCCAUCACUUCAGUAUUCACAUAUCUUGCGUUUUUUUCGUCUGUUUGGGUCAAAGUGUAUAUUGGUAUGUCGUGCGCGUAUCUUACGUAUGCUACCGCUUAUGGAUUUCGUCCGACACCGGUUUUUGAAUGUUUUAGAAAAAAGAAAUCCUCGUAG